UUAAAGAAAAAAACAUGGACAUAAAAACAAAACACAGAAAUUAAUCACAUAUGGUCUCCUUUUGAGAAAAUCCUGAAAUAAGACCACUACUUUCUUGAGCGCAGGGAAUAUCUCAGCAAAACCCUAGGGAGCGUGUAUGAAGAGCAUCAUCCCUCAGGGACAGAAUGACUUCGUCUGCUGCGAAGACCAUGAAGACUCAGAAGAAGACCAACGCUUAUGCGGCAGUGAAGGUGGACCCAGACAGCGACUAUGUGACGCCAGGAGUCUUUGAGCUCGAGAAGAUCUUCUGGCGCGGUUCUGGCGCCGCCUACACGCAUGUCAAUGAGGUGUGGCCCAACGUCUUCAUCGGAGAUGAGAAGACCGCUCUGGAGCGCCACAAUCUGGAGAAAAUGGGUAUGACGCACAUCCUGAACGCUGCUGAAGGGAAGUGGAACAACGUGGCCACAGGCCCUGAUUACUACAGUGGCAUGAACAUAGAUUACUAUGGAGUCGAAGCAGAGGACGUCCCCACUUUCAACCUCAGCGAGUUCUUCUAUCCUGCAGCUAAAUUCAUUGACCACGCCCUCAGUAACCCAAACAAUAAGCUGCUGGUGCACUGUGUCAUGGGGCGGAGUCGUUCAGCCACGCUCUUUCUGGCCUACCUCAUGAUUUACAAGAAGAUGACAGUGGUGGAGGCCAUAGAGCAUGUGAAGGAGCGGAGGUGCAUCCUACCAAACCGGGGCUUCUUAAAACAGCUGCGACAACUGGACAUUGAACUCCAAGUGCAGAAACACCGCUUAAGAAACGGAGACAGCGGUAACGCAGAGAAAGAAAGCAGUGAAAUAUAACAACAAUAAUAAUAACAAUGAGACCAAAUGAUUUCUAGGGAAUGUAACAUUAUUAAAAAUUUUCCAGGGCAAGAUAUGCUGUUUAUUAAUAAGGACGCUUAAAUACUGAUUUUUUAAAAAAAUAAAAUAUUCUGUUAACACUACUAUCUUCAGCUGAUUUAGCAACUUCAUCUUCAUCAGAAUUUUGAAGUACAGACUUAAUUUUUGCAGUUUGGCAAACAGACACAUAUGUACUCACACACACAGAACACGCAUUCUCUCACACAAAAAAUGCAAACUCACACAUAUUUACACAUCUGCACACAAGCACGACAAGCACACUUGUACAUAAAUGUGGAGGAGGUUCAGAAGUUGACAGGGUUCGUUUCUUCCUCAUCUCAGGCAGAAUUAUUUCUUUCUA
Molecule: messenger RNA, 1227 nt
Organism: Megalops cyprinoides (Indo-Pacific tarpon)
Lineage: Eukaryota; Metazoa; Chordata; Actinopteri; Elopiformes; Megalopidae
Product: dual specificity phosphatase DUPD1-like
Exons: 3
Coding region: 165-827 (220 amino acids)
Biological process (GO): negative regulation of MAPK cascade; protein dephosphorylation
Cellular component (GO): cytoplasm
Molecular function (GO): protein tyrosine/serine/threonine phosphatase activity; MAP kinase phosphatase activity
Source: RefSeq, a predicted model, not a curated record